Molecule: messenger RNA, 9162 nt
Organism: Trichosurus vulpecula (common brushtail)
Lineage: Eukaryota; Metazoa; Chordata; Mammalia; Diprotodontia; Phalangeridae
Gene: ARHGAP42
Product: Rho GTPase activating protein 42
Exons: 24
Coding region: 558-3182 (874 amino acids)
Biological process (GO): signal transduction
Cellular component (GO): cytoplasm
Molecular function (GO): protein binding; GTPase activator activity
Source: RefSeq, a predicted model, not a curated record
UUGGGGGAGGGUUUCCAACGCCCGAACAGUUGCUGCGGAGCAUUUCUGGGCUCACAUAGCAAAAGAUUGUCAGGAGAGAGGGAGAGGGAGCGAGGAGCUGCCGGAAGUGUCUGCAAGCAGGCGCGGGGGCCGCAGCAGCAGCUACAGCUACGGCAGCUGUAGCCGCCUUAGCCAGAGAAACUUUCCAGUUUUAGCCUAGGAGCCCGGAGACCGAGGAGCCCUCCAUGCCCCGGAGCAACAAUGCAACCAUAUGACAGCCACCUAAUUCGACCCACUCCUUUGCCAUCCGCCUGCAUUUCCCUCCCUUGUCCGCCGGUGAAGAUUGAGGCAGGGUGGGAAUCGCUGUAACCCCUGCAAAGAAGUGCCCCGAGGAGGUGCAGGAUCGGGGGAGGGGGGGCCCCCAUUUUCUGUACACCUUUCUCUACGCGCCCCGGCCCUCCUCCUGCCGCCUUCCUGCUUCAGUUCUGGUCUGUCCGGGGUUAGAUUCCCGAAUUGGCUUUCUUUUCUACUUGACCUGAAGAGUCCCAGGCUGCUGUCGCCGGUGUCGCGUCUGUGCCAUGGGGCUGCCCACUCUGGAGUUCAGUGAUUCCUACUUGGACAGCCCAGACUUCAGGGAGCGUCUGCAGUGUCACGAGAUUGAGCUGGAGCGAACUAAUAAAUUCAUUAAAGAACUCAUCAAGGACGGAUCCCUGCUUAUUGGGGCUCUGAGAAAUCUGUCCAUGGCAGUACAGAAAUUUUCACAGUCCUUGCAAGAUUUCCAGUUUGAAUGUAUUGGAGAUGCUGAAACUGAUGAUGAAAUUAGUAUUGCUCAGUCAUUAAAAGAGUUUGCUCGAUUACUUAUUGCAGUGGAAGAAGAGAGGAGAAGACUGAUUCAAAAUGCUAAUGAUGUAUUAAUAGCCCCACUGGAGAAGUUUCGGAAAGAACAGAUUGGUGCUGCAAAAGAUGGAAAGAAGAAGUUUGACAAAGAGAGUGAGAAAUACUAUUCUAUUCUUGACAAGCACUUAAAUUUGUCAGCAAAGAAAAAGGAGUCUCAUUUGCAAGAGGCAGAUACACAGAUUGACCGAGAACAUCAAAAUUUCUAUGAGGCAUCACUUGAAUAUGUCUUUAAAAUACAAGAAGUUCAAGAAAAGAAGAAAUUUGAAUUUGUCGAACCGCUUUUGUCCUUCCUUCAGGGAUUAUUCACCUUUUACCAUGAAGGAUAUGAACUGGCUCAGGAAUUUGCACCCUACAAGCAGCAAUUGCAAUUCAAUUUACAGAAUACAAGAAAUAAUUUUGAAAGCACUCGUCAAGAGGUAGAGAGACUAAUGCAGAGAAUGAAAUCUGCAAAUCAAGAUUACCGUCCUCCCAGUCAGUGGACAAUGGAAGGGUAUCUUUAUGUACAAGAGAAACGACCUCUUGGUUUCACAUGGAUUAAACAUUAUUGCACUUAUGAUAAGGGAAGCAAAACAUUCACAAUGAGUAUUUCAGAGAUGAAGUCCAGUGGAAAAGUGAAUGGUCUUGUCACUAGCUCACCAGAAAUGUUUAAAUUAAAAUCUUGUAUCCGAAGAAAGACAGAUUCAAUCGACAAACGAUUCUGCUUUGACAUCGAAGUGGUUGAAAGACAUGGAAUCAUUACAUUGCAAGCUUUCUCAGAAGCAAAUAGGAAACUGUGGCUUGAAGCAAUGGAUGGGAAGGAACCGAUUUAUACUCUGCCUGCCAUUAUUAGCAAGAAGGAAGAAAUGUACUUAAAUGAAGCUGGAUUCAACUUUGUGAGGAAGUGCAUUCAAGCUGUGGAGUCUAGAGGUAUCACCAUUUUAGGGCUCUACCGAAUAGGAGGCGUGAACUCCAAGGUCCAGAAGCUCAUGAACACCACAUUUUCUCCUAAGUCUCCUCCUGAUAUUGAUAUUGAUAUUGAACUGUGGGAUAAUAAAACAAUAACUAGUGGACUAAAAAACUACCUCAGGUGUCUCACUGAACCACUGAUGACUUAUAAGUUGCACAAGGAUUUCAUUGUUGCUGUUAAAUCUGAUGACCAGAACUACAGAGUGGAAGCAGUCCAUGCCUUGGUGCACAAAUUACCAGAAAAAAACAGAGAGAUGUUGGACAUCUUAAUAAGACAUUUAGUCAAAGUAUCACUGCAUAGCCAGCAGAAUCUCAUGACUGUCUCCAACCUUGGGGUCAUCUUUGGCCCGACUCUGAUGCGGGCACAGGAAGAAACCGUAGCUGCUAUGAUGAACAUCAAAUUCCAGAACAUUGUGGUUGAGAUUCUGAUUGAGCACUAUGAGAAGAUAUUCCAUACUGCGCCAGACCCAAAUAUUCCUCUUCCUCAACCUCAGUCCCGGUCAGGGUCUAGAAGGACAAGAGCCAUUUGCCUCUCGACAGGCUCAAGGAAGCCGAAGGGGAGAUAUACCCCAUGCCUGGCAGAACCAGAUAGUGAUUCAUACAGCAGCAGCCCAGAUAGUACACCUAUGGGUAGCAUAGAAUCACUGUCCUCUCACUCAUCAGAACAAAAUAGCACUACUAAGUCGGCUUCUUCCCAGCCACGGGAAAAAUCUGUAGGCAUCCCCUGGAUUGCAUCUCCACCACCUUCCAAUGGACAGAAAAGCUCAGGUCUCUGGACUACCAGUCCAGAAUCAAGUUCUAAAGAAGAUGCAUCCAAAACAGAUGUGGAGUCUGACUGUCAGAGUGUUGCAUCAGUCACUAGCCCAGGCAAUGUUUCCCCACCAAUAGAUCUGGUCCAAAAGGGGCCUUAUGGACUAUCAGGACUGAAGAGAUCUGCAGCUUCCUCCCUCAGAUCAAUCCCUGCAACUGAAGGAAACAAAAGCUACAGUGGAUCCAUUCAAAGCUUAACUUCCAUAGAUUCCAAAGAGACACCAAGAGCACCACCAAAUCCUGACCUUCCUCCAAAAAUGUGCAGGAGAUUGAGGUUAGACACUACAUCAAGCAAUGGCUAUCAGCGACCUGGUUCAGUAGUGGCAGCUAAAGCCCAGCUGUUUGAAAGUGCUGGUUCACUUAAGCAGGUUUCUGCUGGACGCCAAGCUAAAGCCAUGUAUUCCUGUAAAGCUGAGCACAGUCAUGAACUCUCCUUCCCACAAGGGGCAAUAUUUUCCAAUGUAUACCCAUCAGUCGAACCCGGAUGGUUAAAAGCAACUUAUGAAGGCAAAACAGGACUAGUUCCAGAAAAUUAUGUUGUCUUCCUCUAAUUAGAGUUAGUGGAUGGCAGUAUCUUCAUGGUAUCCAUGGUAACAAUAAUAAUAAUAAGUGCUAUGAUUUUAUCUGACACAGAUACAGGGAUCAGCCCACUCAAUGAAAAUGGCCGAUUUUUGUCAAGUUCUUUACUGGCAGUUUGUACAGCUCCGCUGUCAUUGAAACAAAAUGGAUUUAAAUCGUUGGCCUGUCUUUUCAAGCUAGCACUCUAUUUAAAUGACUUGUUUUUUGAUCAAGAAAAACCAUACACUUUUUUUUAACAUAACAAGGGCAGAAUUGGAAAUAGAAAUCCUGAGUUGGUCAUCCAGUCCAGGCAACUUAUAAUCCAAGAAACUGCUACAAGAUUUUUGGGAGUCCUGACCAAAUAUAUUCAUCCCUACUCACUGCUCCCUGAAGUAUCUAGAAAUCACAUGUCAUAAUAUAAUUUAAAUUGUAUACUUUUUUCUCUUUAAAAAAAAAAGGUAUUGAGUUGACUUUUCUUUAUAUGUCAGUUUUUGCUGGUCCUUAGCAUUUCAAAGAAAUAUAUUUGCAACAUUGCUUUUUGUUUAUUUGUUAUCUGAGGAGAUGAUAAUGUUCAUAUGCAAUAAUGUGUGUUAUCUAUGUAAAUGAGGCCAAAUUAGGUUAUACACUGAUUAAACCUUAACCCAUCCAGAAUGUGAUUAUUCUCUCCCAACAGCUUCUUAGUUUUAUCUAUUUUACUACCCAAAGCCCCUUGAGAACAGGGACUGUGUCUUAUUUAUCUUGGAAUUUAUCUUAGUGUGUUGCACAUAGUAGGCACUCAAUAAAUUUUUUUAAUGGAUAUCUCCUUUACUUCUAGAUUUUUACCCUUUUGUAUAAAUAUAAUUAUAAAAAUUUUAUUUAUAUCCUGCUUGAGGUAUGAUAGGGGCUUUUCACAGAAGCAAUUCUGAAGCCAAUAAAACACCAAGUAUAUAUGAAUACACAGUAUAAGGCAAUUAUAUAUGAACACCCAAUGUAAAAACACAGACCCAGAUGCCACAUACAUUACAACAUUUCAAAAUACCUUAUGACUGAUGGCAUUAUUUUUUCUGAGUUUUUCUUCUACAGAUGACACAGGUCUUCUGUGAAGAUGUCAGAUGGGCAAGCUAUAUAUUUUAAAGAUUAUACUGAACUGAAAAUGAAAUAUAAAGCUAUAUACUGUUUAAAUUGGGUUAUCUUAGUUUCUUCCAUCUCUCUUGAACCAGAGUAAUAUCUGGGACUUGCUAGUCUUUAUAUCAUUCUGUUUAUGAGCUUUAUUUUCUUGGGGAUUGUAUUGAAUUGUCGAUGAAUACAAAUUAGAAAGGAAACUAUUGCCUUAUCAAGUUUAGAAUUAAAUGUCUAGCACCUUAUGAAGCAUACAGUUGCCUCUUGUCUUGCAGAAAUGGUUGUCCUUGCUGCUAGCUAUAUGUUGGUCCUUGGAGCUCUUCUCUGUACUGUGGAGAGGUAUCGCAAGGGUCUUUUCCAUCCAGCUGACUCAUGAAUGCAGGCAACAAGGCCAUGACCCCAGUCAAGCUUGGUGGAUUUGCCAUGUUGUUUUGCUGGCAAUAUCAAUACUUCCCACAGGCAGAGAUAAUAAGGUGUUGACUGUGUGGGUCUCACUCUAUAUUAUAAUUGGUGAUCUCGGUCUGUUGUAAAAUGACUUUCCUAAGGGAAACAGGAUAAAAUAUACUGAAUUGCAAAAAAGCCAUGCCACAAAGUACUUAUGCUUUUAAAAUUGAGAAUGGAAUAAAGGUUUAGUAUUGAGAGACAAACAGGAGACAAAAUGUCCAUGGUUGGAAAGCAAGUAGAUUUGGAGAAAGAUGAGUGCUACAGACAGAAUGGUUUCAUAAUAUUACAAGAAUCAAUGCUGGCAGUGUUUUAGAAAACAAAUAAUUGCUGAGACAUCAUGGUACCAGGAGUCAGAAGACCUAGCUUCUAAUCCUGGUUCUGAGUUGUCUUACAUUGGGGAACUUAAGAAUUUAAACCCCAUGGGAACUUUGUUACUUCAUUUGUAAAAUGAUAAAAAUCCCUCUUUGCACUAAAAUCCUGAAUCUUGUUUAAUAACACUAGCAUCAGCAUUAAUAGCAUUAUAUUCCUUGUAAAUUAGUAGGCACAUGAACACCCAUACACGCAUAGGUUCAUUUGCCCUUUGCCCCCUUGCAGGGACUCUUAACUCUGUGUUACUGACACCUACUGUUGCUCUCUCCACCCUAUAUCAAGUUCUUCCUUAUAGCACCUUUCUGAUGACAGCAGUGUUCAUGAUGUAUUCUUUGCUCAUUUUCCAGAAUAAUAAUUUCAAUAACAAUUACGAUUAUUUCCCUGUGUAAUAAAUACCUUGCCAGAAUCAUGACCUGGAUCAAAAGUUUUAGUCUUCAUGAUAUUCUUGCAUGUCUAUGAUACACUUUAGUCACAUGUCAUAUUCACAUUUUAUAGCCCUUUUAUUCAUUUACCAAAAUUUAGUCUCGGGUUAUCUUUUUCGAUUCACUUAAAAGUAGCUUGUGAAAAUCUUUUUUGAACGUACAUUUUCCAUAAUGCAAGAAAAUCUCUUAGAGUAGGUUAGUUUGUUUUUUCCCCAAAGGCCAUCUUUCCUUUAAUAGGAGACUCAGAACUGAAAUAUGUCUGCUGCUCAAUCAAGAAGUCUCAGUCUACGUUUGAUUUUAAACACAAACCAAAUGCCAUCACAUUCAAAUUCACUCUAAUAUAAAUUGCAGUAGAGUAGGGCUUAAUGGGUCAUUUUUGAACUUGGUUUGUAUGAGGGUCACUACACUACCAGGCAAAGGUUACAGCCAGCUUUCUUUCUUGCUAAUGGAGGUUCAUAGUCUGCUGCUGUUCUUUCUCUGUACAUUUUCCUAACUAUUUUAUAGACAUAAUGUGCUUAUUCAUAAUGUGCUAUACCUUAGAGAUUUCAACCUUGUUGCUUUGUCCCAGCAGUUGUACUUUCUUCAUCUUUAUUGCUUACAAAAUCAGACCUAUUUUUCAAAGCCAUGUUGUAAAUGAGGCUAAAGUGCCUUAAUAGCAUGUCUACAUGAAUUACAUGUCUCCAAGUAUCAGGGAAAUCUGAAAAUUAUAGAACAAGAAAUAAUAAUAUGGAGGCAGCCAGGCAUAGAGUGACCUUCAAGUCUGGAAUACCUGGUAUCAGGUCCUGCCUCUUGACACAUGGUGGCCACCUGACCACAGGGGAGUCACUUAACCUCUGUGUCCCAGUCAACUCUCUGACUGCAUUAUAGCUGACAAUAUACAUGUUUGGGGACUUUUCCCCAGAAUUCUCUAUAAUGAUAAAAUUGGAAUGGUGUCAAACUCAAACAGAAACAGGGUUAUGUGUACAUAAAAAUCCCUUUGGGCUGCGUUUUGACUCAGAAAAACGUGAUAUGUUCCGUUGUAUUUUUAUUUUGUUAAAAAUAACCAUCCCAAUUACAUUUUAAUCUGUUUGGGCUGCACUCAGGAGUGUUAUGGGCCACAUAUGUGACACCUCUGCCCUAUACCAAUGAAAUAAUGGAUCUGGACCAAUAAUAAUACAGUGCCAAAAUAGGUGAUCCAGGAAGUAUUUUUGAUAGAAUUUGAAAUGCAUCUCACUUAUAAGCAGAGGCAGUAUGUGACUAUGGUAAAAUUGUAUCUCAGUUUUCGUAAAGGCUUUGUGGUUUGACCAUAACAACUAUUGGUUGCCUAAUAAUCGGUGUGAAAUUGGCAUGUGUUAUAUUAUGGUAACUGUUAUUUAUGUCAUGUGAAAAGUGUCUCCAUGGAAACUAUGUGUCUCUUCUACAUGUAGCUGUUUUUCUUGUGCCACUACACCCUGAAAAUGUAAUGCAGUAGAAUAAGUGGUCCAAAAUAUUAUAUUUUGUGGCAGGAGAAUGUCCAAAGUCUGUCUUAUCUUGGCCUUGAGGCAUCUUCAGCCACAAGAUAGCCGACUGCUUUCUCUGUGAGUUUGUUGCAAGUGUUUUUGUUCGUUGGGUAUGCCCCAUCUUACUGUUCUGUGUUCCUAGAUGUGGAAUGGUUAUCAUGAACCAAAUUAGAAUUCUUGACAGUUUAUAUCCUUUCUUAUCCCAUCCCUACCCCUUUUCAGAAGCCAGGGAGAAAAAUACUCACUUGAUAACUCACCAUUAAUCCUUCUUAAACUAGAGGAAAUAAAGAUACUCUAUGAGUUUUUUCUUAUAUUAUAGACUAUUAUUUAAUUUCAAAUAUUUAAGUUUUAGAGAAAUACAGUAUUAUCUCUGAAAGCCUACCCAGAGACAUCCUUUUACUUCGGACACCCCCCUCCUUCACCCUCCCCCCUGUAGUGCUCAUGGUGUUUGGUGACCAUGCCUGGUACACAGAGACAUAGAACUCUGACUAUGGAUGUAAUCUCAGAAUGAUUUUAUAGAGUGCAGGACCCCAAAGGUGUCUAAUUACAUAAUUAUGUUUUAUAAACACAGAAGCCAUAGCACCCAACUCUUUGUCUGCGGACAGUAUACAUUUACUUUAGUGUCACAACAAUAUUUGAAACUUUAUCUAUGGUACUCAUAAGCUGACUUUUGGAUGGAUGGUUCCUCAAACCAUAAGUCUCCCCAAAUGAAUUCAUAGUCAUCUUUUUUUUCAAAUCCAGACUUUUUUUAUUAAAAACAUAUAAUAAGGCCCAGGCAAAUUAAUGAUUGAUGUGCGUUAAUGGCCAAAUCAGUGAUACCUGUUACCUGUGAUCUUACUCCUCAUGGACAUUAACCAUUAUACACCUGACCCCCAUCACCACAUAAAAUGUGCUAAUACUGAAAACAAUGGAUUUUCUUUGCUAGUAGCUUCGCAAGAACCUGUGCACAUUCAGGUAUACACAAGAGCUUUUGAAGACACCAUUAUGGGUGUUUUUAUACAAGGUUGUUGGAUGUUCUUCUCUCUCAAUAAAUUAUGCCAAAAUUAACAUGGUGGUAUUUUCUCAGGAUGAAAGGCAGAAGUGCUCAGAACAACUUAGCCAAAUCUUUGAAAGCCAUUUUGUGGAAGAUUUCUUCUAAACACACAUGAUAGAGCACAACAAUGACCAAUUUUUCUUGCCCGUCUUUGAAGUUAGUUUUCUAUGACUAAUAUCUCCAGGCUACAGAGAAAAAUGCAGGUUGUGUUUAUACCAAGGUGUUUUAAACAACGGAGGAAAUUUUCUAAGUAUCUGAUUGUUUUUCUGUUCCCAGCAGCUGCUGCAAAAGGGUUUUCAUUUCAAUGAAUUUGUUCUUUCUAUAGUGUGAGCCACUGCAGGUAUUAAAAGGCCACCUAUAUUGUUGCUGAGUUAGACAUCUCCCAUUUCCUUUUGACUUCAUUGGCUAAUUUUGGGCAGUUACAUAAUAGAAAUUAUUUUUACUUUUGUUCCUAACAGAAGGCUUUCCCUUCGAGGUAUAAAGAGUGUUCAUUUUUGCCUUAUAGUUUUUGCAGUCCCCCAAAUUGGUGGGAUCUCCGCUGUAUGCGGCCCCAUGUCAAGAGUUACAUAUCUACUUUUGCUGUCUUCCAUGGUGCUUCCUCCCUAAUUGAAGGCACCACACCAACUUCCGCAGAUUGUCGUAAUACUUCCUGCAUGUUAUACUCGGGGUCAGCAGUAAUCUUUGGCUACUGCAAAACUGGUCUUAAACUCUGAGGUGAAACCUUUGCAAAUGCAAGGUCAUGGUUUGGCAGGGAAGAUGACAGGGUUUCCAAUUCAGAAUCCUAUUUGUAGUUUCUAGUUUCUAUUUUGGAGGUACUGGAGUCUUAACCACUCCUAGAUGUUUGGAUACUAUAUUUCAGUCCUAGGAAUUUCUCUACAGACAUUAAUUAACAUGACAAACUGCAAUAUGGUAUAUUGGGGGGGAAGUACUCCAGUAAAUUAUCAUAAUGUGUUUUUUGUUUAUUUUGUAGUGUUUCUGUAUUUAUCUGCACUUUGUAUAUAUACCUACACACAUGUAAAUAACCUGAUUAUCUCUAAUCUAAAUGGUCACAGUACCUUUGUUGUACUUUUACACUGUAUUUCAUGAGUUUAAAAAUACUUUAAUAAUAAAUGACAUAUGCACAUUUUAA